UGCGCGAACCGCCAGCACGCGACGCGGUUGCCCCGACGCCGGUGCCUAUCUAUUCUACGAAAAUCCAUCUCCGACGCGCCGUGGUGAACGUCAUGUCCCGAGCGUUUAAAUUUGCACAAAGGAACACCGACGAAAACUCGAUAUAAACGAUUAACGCUAACAAUCGUAAGGGAGAGAAAAGAUUCCAGCAGAUUUUACGCUUUGUUCCAGCCAUUUCUAUAAACCUUUUGUUUCGCAAAUAUGGAUUUUAUCACCGGCGUAAAGAUAAUAGGACGGGGAUAAAUAAUUCCCGGAGGGGCGGGCCAUCGUCGGGAAAUAAAGGGAUAACGAGAUUACACGACUCCCGUUGCUGGCGAACAAUUGAAAUCAUUAAAAUGCAAUCACGAAACAUCGCUGCUUCUCGGAGGCGCAGAAUUAACGAAUGCGAAAACGCGAUGUAAAACGCAAUUUGAGGCUGUAACCCCGGCGACGUACCGUUGCCUUCGGCAAUAGAAGGAUCCGAUGUACUUUUGUAUGUAAAUCCCGUCCGCGAUAACGGAUAAAGAAGGAACGUCGAUGCGUGGAUGCGACCCUCCCGGUAAAAUACGAACUCAGUGAGGAGAGCGUGGGUGUUGGUACAAAAAAUUGUGAAACGACUUUUGCAAUUAAAAGUGACGCGUUUUACUAAAGGGAACAGAUCAAAGUAAGAGGAGCAGGCGGACGUAUACGGAGAACUGGCGGCACUCGGAGAAAAAUGGGACGUUCGAGGCAAUAUUACAUGAUUUUACGAUGAUGAGAAACGGGCAGGACGGUUCGCCGAGUCGUCGAAACAGCGACGGCGACUGAUUAUGACGCGGGUCCGCACGCGCCGCUAUCUCUCUCGUCUCCUCCUGUCAUUCUUAUCCUUCGAGACCUUCCAUCUUCACCGCAACCUGAUCCUCAUCAUCCUCGGCCUCGUUUGCGUUCCCAGCGUUCUGCCGUGCAGCGAAAAGACGAGGCCCCAGAGUCAUGACCUCGCCGUUGCCGCCACCGCCUCGUUUCCUUGCAUCGUCGACGCCAGUGAAAGAAAAUAUUCCCGGCGGGAUCGCGGCGAGCCGCCGGGCUUCAGCCGCGACCACGAGCUUCCCGACGGCACGGAUAAACAGCCAACAGGAAUCGACGCAGGGAACGAACGGAAAAGAGUGCAUCGGGCGAUAGGAAAUGUCGAAUUAUUCGAUGCCGUUUCCGAUUCGGUGAAUCACCGUGUUAGCGAGUCGCCUAAACGACACGGGAAAAGGAAACUACGGCGAAAGAACGAUGUAACGGACACUAUCAAUGAUCCGAAUAACGCGAGCAAUCACGAUAAGAGGGCGAAAAGGAACUUUGGCAAGAGGCGAAAAUUGGGUGAGAAAGUGGCGGCGACGGCGGCGGAUUCGAAGGAAAAGCUCGAUUGCGACGAGUGCGAAGAGUUCGCCGUUGAUCCGAGGUCUGCAAGGAGAAGCAGAGCCGAUAGGACAGUGGAUAAUCCCGAAGCGGAAGGAAACAACGGAGACGGGGUGAAUCAGCCGAUAGAAGCUAGUGGCGAUCUGUCGUUGCUGGCCGCGAACGAGAGUGCGGAGGAACCUUUCACGGGGUUUGAGGGCUCGCAGAAAUUUCCUAUAAAAGUCACGUACAAACCACCCGUCGCGCCUCAAGUGGAGAAGUUCGACAGGCGGCACUUCGGCCCGCCGAAGCUAGACGUUCCGGAGUCCACCGACGCUUCGUAUCCUGCGACGUUGUCGCCGGACUUACCGAAGAGCCCUGGCAGAGACGUACUUCACCGCCAUCGUAAGGUGGACGAGAGUCUGGAAGAGGAGCGAAGGCAGGAAGCAGCUAUCGAGAACGAGAGGGUCAACGAAACGACCGCGUACGACAGCUGGUUGCCAGGUGCGUCUUCUGGCCGGCAGUCCUCGAACCUAGCCGCUGGGAAACCUUCUUUGGAAGAGAAACACGUUUCACCGACGUCCGCUUCGACGUUGACACCCACUACUGUCGAGGACGCGGAAAACGGAUCACGUGUCGUUUUCUGGGAAGAGGAGGCGACCGGUGUUACAAUGCCGAACGUGACGUCGUUCGAGAAGAUAAAUAUAACAAUUUUGGGUCUAUUCGAGAUGACGCGAGGCGCCGAACCGAGACCGGAAGGACCGAGCGAGCUACAAGCUGCCAGGCUGGCCAUCGAACGCGUCAACGAGAUGAACGUCCUGUCCAAAUUCAGGCUCCGUCUUAUCUACAAUGACACCAAGUGCGACCCAGGAGUGGCAGUGGACAGAUUUUUCCACGCGCUCUAUUCCGCGAAGGAGAACGAUUUGAUACCUCUGCUGCUGGGAACCGCCUGCUCGGAGGUGACUGAGACCUUGGCGAAGAUCGUGCCCUAUUGGAACGUGAUUCAAGUCUCGUUCGGAUCGACGGCACCCGCGCUCUCGGAUACCACCGAGUUCCCGUUAUUUCUCCGCACGGUCGCACCUGAUUCGAGUCACAAUCCCGCCAGGAUAGCACUCAUCAAGCAUUUCGGAUGGGACACCGUCACCGCCCUCUCGCAAACCGGUGACAUGUAUUCUCUGGCGGUGAACGAUCUAGUCACGGAAUUGGAGCAGGCGAACAUCACAUGCACGGCUACCAUCACGUUCGCGGAGAACGAUUACAAGGAACAGCUACGAACUUUAAAAGAACUGGACACGAGAAUCAUCAUUGGGAGUUUUUCGCCGCGACUGGCACCAAGCGUUUUCUGCGAGGCCUGGAAGCUCGGCAUGCAUGGCGGAGAUUAUGCGUGGAUUCUGCCAGGUGACACGAUCGACCUGUCGGGAAUGACGGGUAAUUGGUGGCACUCGGUACCAGAGGAAUGCACGCCGUCGCAGCUGUCGCAGACUCUCGAUGGCCUGAUCAUCGUCAAGAGUCACGGCUCUGCCCUGGGACACGAAGUCAGCUCCUCGGGACUGACGAGCAUCAAGUUUACGACAGAAUUGGCUAAGAGAGGCGUAACGCAUUCGAAAUUCGCCGGUCAGAUCUUCGACGCUGUCUGGGCCAUGGCUCUAGCAUUGGAACAAACCGAAAGCAUCCUGACCAAAGAGAACGCCAGCGUGGCGCAGUACACGCACACGCGGAAGGACAUCGCGCUGGAGCUGUUGCAACAAUUGAAACAAUUGCGUUUCCUCGGGGUUUCGGGACCGGUCUCGUUCGAUGGAGCCGAUCGGGUGGGUAUCACGGCGUUCUACCAGAUGCACGGUCACGUUGUCCGGAGGAUCGCGAUAUUCAACCCGGAAGACGGGAAGCUGAUAAUGAAUUGUACGGGAUGUGCGACGACGAGAUGGCCCGGCGGACAUCCACCCGCAGCUCGCAGGGUUUUCCGAUUGAGAGUGGUGACCGUGGCACCUGCGGCUUUCCUGGCGGUUACGUGCCUCGCCAGCGUCGGCGUAACUUUGGCCCUCGCUUUCUUGGCCUUCAAUCUGCAUUUCCGCAAGCACAAGAGCAUCAAACUUUCGAGCCCGAGACUGAAUAACAUGGCUGCCGUCGGUUGCGGUCUCGUCUAUGGUGCGGUCAUACUACUGGGCUUGGAUCACGCCACGCUGCCGGACAGCAACGAUUACUAUCCUACAGUCUGCACCGUGAGCAUCGGUCACUUUCCGUUCGCAAGAGUUUAUUUAUUGUCUGCCGGGUUUUCGUUGGCCUUCGGAUCGAUGUUCACCAAGACGUACCGCGUGCAUCGGAUUUUUACGAGGAGUAGAAGCGGCGUUGUCAAGAACAAGCUGCUUCAAGACACGCAGCUGAUAAGUUUGAUCUGCGUCCUUCUACUGGUAGACGGCCUCGUGGUGACACUAUGGGUGACCUUCGACCCGAUGCAGCGUCACCUGCGAAACCUGACGCUGGAGAUUAAUCCGCAGGACAGAGGCGUGGUCUAUCAACCUCAGGUGGAAGUGUGCCGUUCUCUACACACGAACAGCUGGCUGGGCGCGCUGUACGUUUACAAGGGAUUGUUGCUGAUCGUAGGCGUGUACAUGGCCUGGGAAACGAGGCACGUGAAGAUACCAGCGCUGAACGAUUCCCAGUACAUAGGGAUGAGCGUGUACUUCGUGGUGAUCACUUCCGGUAUCGUGGUCGUGCUGGCGAAUUUAAUGUCCGAUCGCGCGACUCUGGCCUUCGUCACGAUCACGGCGUUGAUCUUGGCGUCCACAACGGCGACGCUGGCGUUGCUGUUUCUACCCCAACUGACGAAUAUUCUCGCCGGCGAGAGGGCCGACCCCGUGGUGCAAAGCCUCGGCUUGAAGAUCGAGUGCAACACGAGGAGAUUCGUCACCGACGAUAGGACCGAGCUACAAUACCGCGUGGGAGUGCAGAAUCGCGUGUACCGUCGCGAAAUGGCGCAGCUGGAGCUGGAGUUAGCCAGAUUGGAGAAACAAUUGGCGCAGGAGCCGGUCGAACCAUCGCACGCAUCGUCGAGCACGUCUAUUCCGCAACGCAAUCCGAGCAUCGGGGGUGGCCUGCCAUUGUUGUUGCUCAGCGUAUUACCGCCAGUCAUACCGAGGGCUAGCUGGCCGUCCGCGGACUCGUCCGGGAUACGCCGCGGUACCGUAGCGUUUAGCAGUCAGCCGGACUUGGAGCCAGGCGGUCCCAGGAGGAGUCUCGCCGACAUUUACAAGCUUCAUCGGCGCAGGGAGACGGAAGGACCGAACCGACUAGGAGUUUUCCAACGACUCUUCAGUCUCUUCGGCAGCCGACCCAGCAGCAGGAAAACUUCCACCGCAUCGUUCACGGGAGUAGCGUCAGCGCUUCGGGUUCACAUGGGCUACAUCGCCGGGCUGGUACCAGGCACGAAGGCUGCAUCCACCUGUCAAGUCGAUGCCCAAGGCGCUCGUUCGCCUCAUCCCCGAUGCGGGUCAGGACCAAUAAUUAGUAUUACCAGCGAGGAAGAUCGCAGGCUGAGCCUGGGGUUACGACGCAAAGAGAGCAGCGAGCCCAGAGUCAAUUUCAGCUUACCGCUCAAAGCUAGCAGCAGCCAAACAUCGUCGCGAGAGAAAAUCCGUGGAUCGCCGCGGUUUCCUCAUCGAAUAGUACCAGCGAACAGUUUGAACGCGAUCGCGGCGUGUUCUUCCAUCUCGCGGUCCCAUCAUCGGUGGCACUCGAUGGAAGACGCGAGGAAACCAAAGAUUCCCCAGACUCCACGUGGAUCCUCGUGCAGUCCUAGUAGCUGCGACGCGUGGACCACUCGCGAGCUCGGGAUCCCAUUGUCCGAACUGGGAAAGCUGGACACUGGAAGUAAAAAUGUUCCGGAAUCCCUGCCUUUAACCGUAAUGGCAGAGACGAAUGCGAAUUCGGAGGACGCGAGAUUCGGAGGAAGCAGCAGCGGCAGUAGUUUCAAAAGUCCAUUGCGAGAGAACGAUGAGCGCGGCGACGCGAGUCCCGCGGAAUCGGAGUUGAAAAUCACUCGGUCUGCGUCCUCUUCGUCCUCGUCGCCUACUAACACCGGGGCGUCGAGCGCCAAGAACGACGGAUCCUCCUGUAAAAACGAGUUCCGUUCGGAAACCAAACAAGUGGAGGCCAGUGCCGACUUCAUCGAGGAAAAGUCGACACAUCCUCAGCCCUUGAGUCCCGUGAUUUGCCAUACGAAUUUGGAUAAUCCCGAAGAGACGGACAAUCGUACAAACUCAUCGAGCGAAGACGAGAAGAGAACUGCCGCGUAGAGUAUAAUAAUAAGCUGUGGAAAAAACGAAUUAUUCCUGUCACGAUAUUCUUCCCUACCGUGUAUUCUUAUACCGUGUAAUCGACCCUUCGCGCAUACGUUCUUUGGAUAUCGUACACGACAUGCAUCCCACGCGUCAGAAUCAACUGAAAUUUUUCAGAGGAAGGGCAACAGGUAGGAUCGAAUUUAUAACUGUGAGAAUUUUAUUUCUAUUCCGUCUUAUUUCAUUGCUUCAGAACAUCUAAAAACGAAAAUGUUCCCUCUCUGUCGGCGGACAUCCCAUCUCCUCUGUUGGCACUCGAGUCGUUUUAUAUAGCUUGACGGUGUUAUUUAAGUGUUGGUCCGAGGGUCGCGAACCGUAGUAAUCGUGCCAAAAACAAAUCUACCGGGGCCCGUAAAAGUAUACAGCUGAUCGACUUUAUGGGAUUACGGAGGGACCAAAAUAUAAUGAUACACGCAUCUUCUCUUUAUCGUUCGAAAUUGCUGUUACCCCGUUGCACCCUUCAUCCAAUGAUCCUAGUUUCAUCAGUUCCGAUACUGGUUCGUAAGAAUUACGUAACUCAAACUGUUCAACAAAAUCGUCGAAGGCAAGCUGCGAGUACUCUUACAGGUCCAACGUUUAAAGUGUUCAGUGUCCCGAACCCUCCUUUAAGUACCUGCACUCGAUGUAACGAAUAAAAAAAAAAAUACUUCGCAAAAACCACGAGAAUUCUUGGUUUCUUCCAUAAAUUUUAAAGAGCGAUGUACCGAGAUGUUUUAACGUCGGCGCGUAUAAGUGCGUAGGCGACGAAGAAACUGGCGAGAAUACACAGUGACUCCGUUAGUAUUUGGACACACUUAGAACUUGAAUAACAUUUUUAAUAUUGAAUUGAGAAAAUUAAGUUGUUUGAAUAACAUUAAAAAGGUUACUUGGUCUUGAAAUGCGUCCGAACAUUAAUAGGAGUCACUAUACGUGGAAGGUGACGAGGUUCGGCAAACGAGUGUACGAGUUCUAGUCAAGCCGCAACACCUCGUCACCUUUUAUUCACCUCGAGUAUCUCAACGCGACUAACUCUUACCGCUAUAAGCAAUAAUCCUCGUCGGUGCAAUUAAAAAUGGAUAAAUGUGUAAUAAAGAUAUAUUCUACCUACU
Messenger RNA from Ceratina calcarata, 6802 nucleotides. RefSeq names its product gamma-aminobutyric acid type B receptor subunit 3 (gene GABA-B-R3). Bases 828 to 5672 code for a protein of 1614 amino acids. Gene Ontology annotation, biological process: gamma-aminobutyric acid signaling pathway; G protein-coupled receptor signaling pathway. The transcript is spliced from 19 exons. Gene Ontology annotation, molecular function: G protein-coupled GABA receptor activity. Lineage: Eukaryota; Metazoa; Arthropoda; Insecta; Hymenoptera; Apidae. Gene Ontology annotation, cellular component: membrane; G protein-coupled receptor heterodimeric complex. The record is from RefSeq and is a predicted model, not a curated record.